Molecule: messenger RNA, 4789 nt
Organism: Siniperca chuatsi (mandarin fish)
Lineage: Eukaryota; Metazoa; Chordata; Actinopteri; Centrarchiformes; Sinipercidae
Product: protein NLRC3-like
Exons: 11
Coding region: 57-3026 (989 amino acids)
Molecular function (GO): protein binding
Source: RefSeq, a predicted model, not a curated record
GACUGGAGAGUCCACACUGCAGACUGGAGACUCUGAGACUGACUGAAGGCCAGAAGAUGAGUGUUUGUGUGGAGGAAGAGGAGGACAGAGCAGAGUCUCCAGGAUCCAGCUGUCUGUCUCUGAAGAGUGACCGGUCCAAACAUGAUCCUCCAAACUUCAGUAAUGAACCUGGACCCUCAGACACAAAAGUUAAGUCCAACAGACAGAGAGCAGAGUCUCCAGGAUCCAGCUGUCUGUCUCUGAAGAGUGACCAGUCCAGACAUGAUCCUCCAAACUUCAGUAAUGAACCUGGACCCUCAGACACAAAAGAGAGGAAGAGGAGUCCUGUUUCUGUGGAGGAGCAGCCGUCCUGCUGUGCUUUGUGUCAGGACGUCCUGAAGGAUCCGGUCUCUACCAGCUGUGGACACUGGUUCUGCAGACGGUGCAUCACCUCAUACUGGGACCAGUCUGCUUCAUCAGGAGACUCCUCCUGUCCCCAGUGUGAAGCAGAUAGUGGUCUGCAGGAGGUUUUAGAUGAACAUAAGAUCAGUCUGAGGAGGAGAUGUGAACGUGUGACUGAAGGAAGUGAUGAAACAGGAAGUGGAACCCUCCUCAACAGGAUCUACACUGAGCUCUACAUCACAGAGGGACAGAGUGAAGAGGUUAAUACCCAACAUGAGGUGAGGCAGCUUGAGACAGCUUCCAAGAUGGAGACCCUCCAUGACACUCCAAUCAAGUGCCACGACAUCUUUAAAGCCUUACCCGGCCAACAGGGACACAUCAGAGUCGUUCUGACGAACGGCGUCGCUGGCGUUGGAAAAACCUUCUCGGUGCAGAAGUUCACUCUGGACUGGGCAGAGGGCUUGGAAAACCAAGACGUCAGUCUGCUGAUUCUGCUUUCGUUCAGGGAGCUGAACUUGAUCAGAGAUGAGCGGUACAGUCUUCUCCAGCUGCUCCAUGUUUUCCAUCCAACAUUACAGAAGGUCACAGCAGAGAAGCUCGCUGUCUGGAAACUUCUGUUCAUCUUUGACGGCCUGGAUGAAAGCAGACUUUCACUGGAUUUCCACAACAAUGAGGUCGUGUCUGAUGUCAGACAGAAGUCAUCAGUCAACGUGCUGCUGACAAACCUCAUCGAGGGGAAUCUGCUUCCCUCGGCUCUCGUCUGGAUCACUUCCCGACCUGCAGCAGCCAAUCAGAUCCCUCCUUCAUGUGUUGGCAGGGUGACAGAAGUACGAGGCUUCACUGACGCCCAGAAGGAGGAGUACUUCAGGAGGAGAGUCAGUGAUGAAGAGCUGUCCAGCAGAAUCAUCUCGCACAUCAAGACAUCCAGGAGCCUCCACAUCAUGUGUCUGAUCCCAGUCUUCUGCUGGAUCACUGCUACAGUUCUGGAGCACAUGUUGACUACAGACCAGAGAGGAGAGCUGCCCAAGACCCUGACUGACCUGUACUCACACUUCCUGCUGGUUCAGACAAAGAGGAAGAAGCAGAAGUAUGAUGAGGGACAUGAGACGAGUCCACAGGAGCUGACGGAGGCUGAUAGGAAGGUUCUUCUGAAGCUGGGGAGGCUGGCGUUUGAACAGCUGGAGAAAGGAAACAUCAUGUUCUACCAAGAAGACCUGGAGCAGUGUGGUCUGGAUGUCUCAGAGGCCUCGGUGUACUCAGGAGUUUGUACAGAGAUCUUCAGAAGAGAGAGUGUGAUCUUCCAGAAAACAGUCUACUGCUUUGUUCAUCUGAGCGUUCAGGAGUUUCUGGCUGCCGUCUACAUGUUCCACUGUUACACCGACAGGAAGACAGAGGUACUGGAGGACUUCCUGGAAGAUAGGGAUGAUGAUGAUGAUGAUGAUGAUGAUGAUGACAAUGACAUCUAUGACCAUUACCCAUCUCUGGAUGUCUUCCUGAGGAGAGCCAUGAAGAAAUCCCUAAAGAGUAAAAAUGGCCACCUGGACCUGUUUGUCCGCUUCCUUCAUGGCCUCUCUGUGGAGUCCAACCAGAGACUCUUAGGAGGCCUGCUGGGUCGGACAGACAACAGUCCAGAAAUCAUCCAGAGAGCCAUCAACAACCUGAAGGAGAAGAGGACAAAAAUCUCUCCUGACAGAAGCAUCAACAUCUUCCACUGUCUGAUGGAGAUGAACGACCACUCAGUACAUCAGGAGAUCCAAGAGUUCCUGAAGUCAGAGAACAGAUCAGAGAAGAAACUCUCUGUGAUCCACUGCUCAGCUCUGGCCUACAUGCUGCAGAUGUCAGAGGAGGUUCUGGAUGAGUUGGACCUGAAGAAGUACAACACAUCAGUGGAGGGACGAUGGAGACUGAUUCCAGCUGUGAGGAACUGCAGAAAGGCUGUACUUUCUGGCUGUCGACUCUCAGAGACUCACUGUGAAGUCGUGGCCUCAGCUCUGAAGUCCAACCCCUCCCAUCUGAGAGAGCUGGACCUGAGUUACAACGAGCUGCAGGAUUCAGGAGUGGAGCUGCUGUCUGCUGGACUGGAGAGUCCACACUGUAGACUGGAGACUCUGAGAUUGAGUUGCUGCAGUUUGUCAGAGAUCAGCUGUGCUUCUCUGGCCUCAGCUCUGAAGUCCAACCCCUCCCAUCUGAGAGAGCUGGAGCUGAAUCACCACUACCUGCAGGAUUCAGGAGUGAAGCUGCUGUCUGCUGGACUGGAGAGUCCACACUGCAGACUGGAGACUCUGAGAUUGAGUAACUGCAGGUUGUCAGAGAUCAGCUGUGCUUCUCUGGCCUCAGCUCUGAAGUCCAACCCCUCCCAUCUGAGAGAGCUGGAGCUGAGUGACAACAAGCUGCAGGAUUCAGGAGUGAAGCUGCUGUCUGCUGGACUGGAGAGUCCACACUGCAGACUGGAGACUCUGAGAUUGAGGAGCUGCAGUUUGUCAGAGAUCAGCUGUGCUUCUCUGGCCUCAGCUCUGAAGUCCAACCCCUCCCAUCUGAGAGAGCUGGACCUGAACUACAACAAGCUGCAGGGUUCAGGAGUGAAGCUGCUGUGUGGUUUUCUGGAGAGUCCACACUGCAGACUGGAGACUCUGAGAUGGAAGUGAUCAGAAAGGCGGUUGUGUUGAGAGGACCAGCUGUGUCCUGAUGAUCCAGAGGUUGAAGCAGCAGCUGGUGUGUGGAGAGGCUCUGACUGGGCCAUGUUACUGGGAGGUGGAGUGGAGAGGAGAGCUUCACCCAGCAGUGACUGACGGAGGAAUCACAACAAGUGGAGAUGAGUGUCGGUGCUGCAGUCUGAACUGCUCUGAGAUCAGCUCCACUGUCAGACACAAAGGCAAGUCCACCAUCGUCCCUGUGUGUUCCUCUGGAUGUGGCAGAGUAUCGUCAGUGUAUCUGGACUCUCUGCUGCUGCUCUGUCCUUCUACACCGUCUCUGCAGACACACUGAGACUCCUCCACUCCUUCUGCUCCACCUCCUCCACCUGGACCUGGACCUGGACUUUAUUUAGUCUUUUUUACGUUCUUUCAGAUAUUCUGAACCCAAAGUGCCUCUGCAGCUUCCUUCUGUUUAUGUAGAUGAACACGUUUCAUUUCUUUGCUUUCUGUCGCAGCUCCACCCUGUGGAACGAUGGAGUGUUGCAGUUCAUGUCCGCAUGUUUCUAAAUAACAGUGGAAGUUGAUGUUGUAUGUGUGUAGCGUUACCUCUCUGAAGUUCUGGUUAUUUCCACCAAUAGCAGCUGUUUCUCAUAUUGUAACAGAUUUGCUUGUAACAAACAGAAAGAAGCAGAUACAACCUGAUUCAGUCUGGAUUCAAUCAAGGAAAGUCAGCACCUUAUAUUUUAUUUUGUAUAUCGUUCAAAUAAAAAAAUCUGUUCAACGAUUAUCAACGUGUAACUGUAGAAAGACAUAUUUUAUAUUUCAGUAUAUAAAUCGAUUAGAAGUACAGACACAAAAAUAAUCCAGACUCUCUGGUUUUGGUUGAAAACAAAGAAAAAAUUUUUUAGGUCAAAUGAAGAAACAAAGGCAGCAGCAGACUCCAGAUGAGCUCUAUGGAAAUACGUGAUUGGUUGAUUUAUUCUGUGUCACGAGCUGUGUUCGCUUUCAUGCAAAACAUACUGUUUGUGUUUCAUGCUAUCUAUAAUUACCUGCUUAAUACACUUCCCCUGUGAUACAAAUCUGCAUGGUGUAAAAAAAAUCCAUUUCUGAAAAUCCAAACCAGCUCGACGUGAGAUGAGAGUAAAUGAUGGAGCAGCAGCUGACGCUGAGCUGGGUUUAGAUGUUCGACACCAGAACUCAGCAUGAAUUAGUCUCACGGAAAUUUAAGGUGCAUUCAAAAUAUAUUUCUUUCAUGUUGAUUUUUUUUCUAAAAUCUCUUGUAUUUUCUGUUUUCUCCGGUUCCCCGGCCUUCGUCCAGUCUUUGUGUUCAGUUCUGUUCUGUUAAAUAAAGCCAAUAAAGAUUUUGAAGAUGUUGUGGGUGUUUGGCUCGUUCUCAGUAAAAACCACAAACCAAUUCAACUUUGAUGAACUUAUCGUAUCGUUCGCCACAUUAUCAUGCAGAUACUCAGCUUCAUCCAGUGUCAGACAACAAAACAGAAACUUUAAUGUCUUUCCAACAAACUGGUGGCCUUGUUAGCAGGUCAGCUGUUCCCUGUAAACAACAAAGAUUUCACAGUUAACAAUUAAAGCUAAUGAAACAAUAAAACAUUUACAGACAUUCAACGUGAUUCCUCGGUGUCAUUUUCUAUGGAAGCUGAGUGCAGUCGUGGUUGAUAAUUCAUAUUUUAGGCUCAUUAUUUAGACUUCAGGACUUGUGCUGAUUUUUUGGCACGUUGUAAAGAUCAAACUGCUGCCUCAGAAACAUGAUGUAACUA